Sodiomyces alkalinus F11 is the source of this 183-nucleotide messenger RNA. RefSeq lists its product as hypothetical. Lineage: Eukaryota; Fungi; Ascomycota; Sordariomycetes; Glomerellales; Plectosphaerellaceae. The transcript has 2 exons. Bases 1 to 183 code for a protein of 60 amino acids. The record is from RefSeq and is a predicted model, not a curated record.
AUGAGCCGUCGCAUCUACACGUGUACCUACUCGGUCGUCUGCGGUGCAACAUCAACCUCGCUUCUUAUUCUGCUUGGAAGCACACUAGAGUCACUGGACAGAUUGCUCCUUUCCGCGAGCCUUGCCCUUCGCAUAGUCGCCACGCCUUUGCCCCCGAACACGGCAGUUUUAUGUCUGCCCUGA